This is a messenger RNA of Trichophyton benhamiae CBS 112371, 1704 nucleotides long. RefSeq lists its product as uncharacterized. The record is from RefSeq and is a predicted model, not a curated record. The transcript is spliced from 4 exons. NCBI's taxonomy places the organism in Eukaryota, Fungi, Ascomycota, Eurotiomycetes, Onygenales, Arthrodermataceae. Gene Ontology annotation, cellular component: mitochondrion. Bases 1 to 1704 code for a protein of 567 amino acids.
AUGUGGAAGCUAUCCCGUUUCCGCUCGUUAUUUCAUCUCCCUAUUCGCAGCGGAUUGACCCGUGGUUCUCGAGGUUUCAUGAACUCAACGGCACCUAGGGAUGAACACGCGGUACACGACACCAAGUUGAAUACGCACGGCCGGGACGAUCUAUUCAGAUAUACCUCUGGACGGUGGUUGAUCAAUGAGAAACAUCAACUUGAUCAGCGUUUCGUGGAAUUUAGCAUUGACAAGCUAUGUUCCCGUGCUGCUGCUAUAUUUGGACCUAAAACGAAAUGUGUGCGGGUUGUCAAGAUUGAGGGAAAUUCUAACAAGGCCUUUCUUCUUACGAUGGACGAUGGGAACGAAGUGAUAGCGAAGAUCCCCUGUCCCAAUGCUGGAGCUCCAUUGUUAACAACAGCCUCCGAGGUAGCAACGUUGAAGUUCUUGCGAUCUCGCAUAUCAAUUCGAGUACCCGAAGUAUAUGUCUGGGACUCGGACUCAUCAAACCCAGUGGGAGCAGAAUAUAUCAUUAUGGAAAAGAUCUGUGGAGUUGCUCUUGCAGAGAAAUGGGAGUCAAUGAAUUCGUUGCAACGCUACGAGAUAAUUAACCAAAUUGUGAAAAUGGAAACAGAAUUUAGGAGCUUGAAAUUACCAGCAUACGGCAGACUCUUCCUACGAGAUUCUCUACCACCUGAAUACCACCGUUAUCCACUCCCCUCGGAUUUGGACUCAGAUGGGUUGUUCUGCAUUGGCCCAUCGAACAGUCGACUGUUGUGUCAUAAUAAGCCUACAGAAGUAUCCAAAUCUAUUGUUGGGCCAUGGGAUACGAUUUCGGAUUUUGCGCUAUCUAUACCGCAGAAAGAACUAGCCCUAAUUGCUAUGGAGAGGGACAGAGUUCAAUCCCUUCUUAAUCGGUUCGAUACUCACCAGUCUGUCGACGAGUAUUCUGAUCUAUUACAAAAGGCGACACAGGUACUUCCUUACCUAUCAAAGGACCUAGAGGUACUUAAAUGGUCAGAUUCAGUCAUCUGGCAUAAUGACCUCCAUUUGGGGAAUAUAUAUAUUUCUCCUGACGAUCCGACUAAAAUUCAAGGCGUGAUUGAUUGGCAGUCAAUUGAAGCAAGCCCGCUAUUUACGCAGGUGCAGUUUCCCGAGUUCCUUCGGCCACCAAAAAGUUACUGCCCGGGAACGGAGAUACCCAAAUUACCAGAUAAUUUCGACGACUUAAACAUUGAGGAGAAAGAGACUGCUAAGGAAGAGCACACUCUAGCUACUCAAUCGAAGUACUAUGAAAUGUACUGCCUUGGGUACAAUAUACCUGUAUAUAAUGCAAUGAAACUGGAUCGACGGCUAUGGGAACCCUUUAUGUAUUGCGAACUUCCCUCAACGGGAUACUUAGUUCCACUACGAAACUCCCUUAUUCGGAUUUUCCAAGACUGGAACCUCCUUGGAUUUUCGGGUAGCUGCCCGUUUGAAUUUACUAAGGAAGACUUAAAAAGGCAUAACGAGCAAGCCCAAUGCUAUGAGGAUAACCGUUAUUUAUUAGAUAUCAUCAAAGGCCAACUUCGUAUCGAUGACAACGGCUGGGUCCCAAUCGAGAGGUGGGAGGCAACAAACAAGAUGAACGAGUAUCUUUUUGAUACUUACAUCAAGACCAUGAGCGAAGAGAUGUCACCGGAGAUGGCGAAGAAAGCUUGGCCCUUUCCUACUAAAGGUGUCUGA